This is a messenger RNA of Ophidiomyces ophidiicola, 1227 nucleotides long. RefSeq names its product GTP cyclohydrolase II (gene RIB1). The record is from RefSeq and is a predicted model, not a curated record. The transcript has 2 exons. Gene Ontology annotation, biological process: riboflavin biosynthetic process. Bases 1 to 1227 code for a protein of 408 amino acids. NCBI's taxonomy places the organism in Eukaryota, Fungi, Ascomycota, Eurotiomycetes, Onygenales, Onygenaceae. Gene Ontology annotation, molecular function: GTP cyclohydrolase II activity.
AUGCCCGAUUUCCCCUCCCAUGCUUCUCCAUAUCUCGCCCCGCAGCCGGUCCACGGGAAACGGCCAUUCACAGAAUAUUCGCUAGCAGACGGCUCUCCCGCCUCCGGCAGCGAUUCGAACACCACUACCGUUCCUAGAAGUACCAAUCCUGCCGGCGACAGCGAAAUCUCCAGCUGCAAUGGCUCCGACGCAGCGCCGACGCCGGCUCUACCCAAAUCCAUCAUCUCUCCCGUUCCGACGCCGCCCUUGACCCCCGGCGGCAUCCCUCCCUCUCUCCUCUCACCACACCCGGGCUCGAAAGACCGCGGCGCGGCGCUCAGCAAGCCCCCGAGAUUACUGCCCCGCUUACCGCACGUCGAGUGCAUCGUGCGCGCGCGCAUCCCUACGACGGGCGGGUCGGAGAUGUUUCUACACCUGUUUCAGAACGACGUGGAUAGCAAGGAGCACCUGGCGAUUGUUUUUGGAAAUACCAUACGCAGCCGGAGUCUUGACAGGGUACGGGAAGGGGAGACGGAGAUGGACCGCAUGAUUCGCGGCGCAUAUGUGGGGAGACUACGGCCGGGCAGGAUUAGUAGCCGGGUCGACGAAGGCGAGGGGCAGACGACGGCUGCUGCCGGCGCUGAAUCUUCGUCUUCUUCGGAGGCUCCUUUUCCAGAAUCGAGUCCUGAUGAGAUACCAUCAGACGAGAGCGCGGGCGAUGAGCAGGCUGCGGCUCCGCUCGUCCGAAUACACUCAGAAUGCUACACCGGCGAGACGGCGUGGUCGGCGCGCUGCGACUGCGGCGAGCAGCUCGACGAGGCAGCGCGGCUGAUGUCCGACCCGUCCUCCACCGGCGGCGUCAUUAUAUACCUGCGUCAAGAGGGCCGAGGGAUCGGCCUGGGCGAGAAGCUCAAAGCAUACAAUCUACAAGACUUGGGCUCGGAUACCGUGGAAGCCAACCUACUCCUUCGGCAUCCUGCGGACGCGCGCAGCUACGGACUGGCCACCGCAAUGCUUGUCGAUCUGGGGCUGGGCGCUGGGUCGGGGAACGGGGGGAUCCGGCUGCUGACGAAUAAUCCGGACAAGAUCGCGGCGGUGGAGGGGCCGAAUAAGGAAGUGGUGGUGAAGGAGAGAGUCGCGAUGGUUCCCCUGGCCUGGAGGACGAAUGGGGCGGAAGGGAUUCGGAGUACUGAGAUAGAGGGUUAUUUAAAAACAAAGAUUGGAAAAAUGGGUCACUUACUGGGCUGA